UGUAGACAUGUGGCUGCAGUAAGCCUCCUUGAGAAGGUCACAUUUGAGGAAUCUGACCAGUGAAUUCUGUGCUUGUCUGCAUGGAAUGGGUUUUUUACAUUCUCUCAGGUGGGGUUUUUCUUUACAGUCACAGAGGUAUUGAGUGCUGUGAACUGAUGAUUGAAAUGUCUCCCCAUGGGAGGUAAACCCUGAUCUGGCCAUUGGGAGAAGGGUGCCUGCUGAGCAUCCUCAUCAAGCUCGCCCCCCCUGAUUUGGGCUUCACAGUUCCUGGCACAUCAUUAAUGGGGAUUUUUAAGUGUGUGUUUAAAUGAAUGAUAAUGCUCUAGAUGAAUAAGCUGUGGGAAUUUGUCUUCUAUCAGGAGAAAUUUAACCCAAACUUCAGGGACACAAGAGUGCUGUUUUGUCUGUGUUUCUGUGUUCCCUCUGGUCCUUUUUGAGCAUGUGUUUUGGAGACAGCUAGCCAUAAAUUCAAAUCCUACUUCUACCAUUAAUUAGCCCUGGGACCUUGGACAAGUCACUUAAAACUCAUGAGCCUCUAUUUUCUUAUCUGUAAAAUGGGAACACUAAAGUUUCCCUUAUGAGAUGACUUAGGAGCAUUUCUUUAAGUUAUUGUUGAGUAAGAAAAAAAAGAAAAAAGUAAUAUGGGGAUAAAUGGUGAGUACAAAGAUGUAUGUAUGUAUGUGUUUGUAAUACACAGAUAUCCAAAAACUUAUAUACAGAGGGUUGUAUAAAUAGUGGGAAAUUUAGAAGGAAAGCUGGGUUUACUUUGGCAAGGGGAGAAGUGGGGAGGGAACAUAGGAGCCAAGCUCCUCCAACCAAAAACAAAGAAAAAUGUUUUUUCAUUUACAGAAAGCAUGUAUAUGACCACAUUUAUGUAUUCAUGUAAAAUUGGAUACAGAGACAUUAUAUAAAAUAUUAAAAAUAUGAUGCCUAUCUCAAAAGAUUCUUAGGAAGAUUAAGUGAGAUGUAUCAUGUGUAAAACUCAGCAUCCGCUUAAGAAAUUAGGGCCUAUAGUAGGAAAUACAAGAAUCCUGCCUUGUACUGGGUUUCUGGAACCAAACUUGAUGGUUUAAGAUGGAGAGGAAGUUUAAAAAUUUGUUCUUCUAUUCUGGCAUUUUUUAGUUUACUUAAAUUCGAACAAUCUUUAAGUAUUAAGAGUGGCAAUAUGUAAAUAUACAUGGGAAUAUCAUUUUAUCAAGUUUGAAAAAAUUGUUCAGCUCUUGUGAAAGUAUGUUUCCUGUAGUAACUGGAGAACAUAGGUGCUUAGGUAAGUGCUAAUAUUUAUGCACACACAUGUUGGAAAUAACAAACUUGAUGAAUGAGUUGAGUCUUUUUCAACGGGCACUAUUAUAGCAGCAGCAGAGCUCAUGAACCAGAAGAUUUCACACUCUUGCAGCCCAGUGAGGUUGUGCUUCUCUAAACCUCUUGGCAGAAGAUCUGUUGACUUUUGGAGAGGAAAUCUGUCUUUUCCGUACAUUGCUCUUGAACUGGGGAAUUGCAGGAAUCAAAGUUGUAUCUUUCUCCCCAGUGACAGGGAGCAUGUUCUGCUUCAGUCUUUAUUCUGUGUGUGUCCAUGUGUGAGGACAUACAUUUGCUCAUCCCAUUUCUCCUCUCUCUCAUCCACAUAUUGCCAUUUCCCCCACGCCUUCCUUAUCACUUUGCAUCCUUCCCUCAAAUCAUACUGUAUAAUCUCCUCAUGUGAAAGGUUAAUAGUUGCUGUUUUUUCCCCCUGUAAGGAAACUGUGCACUUCUUUUAAGCGUGCUUCAGCAGGGUCCCAUAGCAAGUCCCUGGAGGGGUCUUUGGUCUAGAUUUCAGGCUUAUAAUUUCAACUGAAGGAAACUGAGGUGGGAAAGGGGUAUGAUCUCUAUCUUCACUCUGUCUUCCCAACGUUGUGAUAACAUGAAUGCUGGAACCACAAUGGGAGGGCAUGAGAAAUGACAGUGGCCAGUGUUGCGUUCCACUGUGGAAGGAAAUGAGCAACAUGAUGUCCAGCAAACUGAACAGAAAGAUUUCGCAUGAAAGAAGAUGAGGAAAAAGCCAUGAGAUCAUUUAUUGAGCAUAGUUGUGUGCCAGGUAUGAACUACAUGCUUGACAUAUGUCACCCCAUUUAAUUCUCUAAAGUUCUCUAGGAUAGGAUUAUCAUCCCCACUCUACAGAGAUGGAAACUGAAGGCAUGGAGAGGGCAAACCCAUCACCCAAGGCAGGAGGGUAGUGAGAAGGAAGAGCGGCCGAGGGAAGGGGCAUCUGCUGGCGGCCCUGGCUGAUUCUGGGCCAGGUAGGCUGGCCCGAAUCUGCUGAUCCAGGUAGACAAGGAAUGUGACACAGCUCAGCAACACUGUCUGGCUCAUGACGGGGUGACAUGGUUCCAGAACUUCUUUUUUUCCAUUCCAUUGCCUUCAUGCUAAACAAUGUGAAGUCAUGCCUGCAGCUGCUUCCUCCCAGAGGGAAUGGGUGUGGGAACCACAUUCACGGAAGUGGAAGGUAAAGCCCUUUCACAGGCUGACGUGAACAGUUCGGGUAGACAGGAGACGACCUCUUGUCCAUUGGCUCUACCGCCACAGGGAGUCCACUUUCUCCGCGGCUUCUUGCAUCCGUCAAGCAAUCAAGUAUCAGACACCAUAAGGUCACACCUCCACCUUGCAUCUCCGGCCCCACCAGUGGGUGAUGAUCUGACAGGCAUGCCAGCACUCAUGACAUUUUGAGAUGGAUUGCCUUGUAGCAGAAAUGGAGGACAAAGUUUUAACCGUAGUCAAGGUUUUAAAUGGCAUCUGUGACAAAACAAUCCGAUCUGCUACAGACCCUGUUAUGAGCCAGUGUGCAUGUCUGGAAGAAGUUCACUUACCAAACAUUAAACCCGGGGAAGGACUGGGCAUGUACAUCAAAUCAACCUAUGAUGGAUUGCAUGUGAUCACUGGAACCACAGAAAAUUCUCCUGCAGACAGAUCUCAGAAGAUUCAUGCUGGUGAUGAGGUCAUUCAGGUCAAUCAGCAAACUGUGGUGGGAUGGCAGCUAAAAAAUUUGGUGAGAAAAUUGAGAGAGAAUCCUACAGGAGUCGUGUUGCUGCUUAAGAAGCGCCCCACGGGUUCUUUCAACUUUACUCCUGCUCCCCUGAAAAACCUACGGUGGAAGCCGCCUCUCGUGCAGGCCUCGCCGCCACCCACGACGACCCAGUCCCCCGACAGCACUAUGGAUACCUCACUGAAGAAGGAGAAGCCGGCCAUCCUGGAUCUGUACAUUCCUCCUCCUCCAGCCGUUCCCUACUCUCCCCGAGAUGAGAGCGGGAGUUUUGUUUAUGGAGGAUUCAGUAAGUGUAAACAACCACUGCCUCUGCCUAAGGGUUCAGAGUCUCCGAAUUCGUUCUUGGACCAGGAAAGCCGAAGACGGAGGUUUACCAUCGCUGAUUCCGAUCAGUUGCCUGGGUAUUCGGUAGAAACCAAUAUUCUGCCCACAAAAAUGAGAGACAAAACACCAUCUUAUGGCAAGCCCCGGCCUUUGUCCAUGCCUGCGGAUGGGAGCUGGAUGGGGAUUGUGGACCCUUUCGCCAAACCUCGAGGUCAUGGGAGGAAAAGUGAGGACGCCCUUUGCCGGUAUUUCAGUAAUGAGCGGAUCCCCCCGAUCGUCGAGGAAAGCUCGUCUGCCCCAUACCGGUUCUCAAGGCCCACGGCGGAGAGGCAGCUGGUGCGAGGCGCGGACUACAUCCGAGGGAGCAGGUGCUACAUCAGUUCGGAUCUCCACAGCAGUGCCACGAUUCCCUUUCAGGAGGAAGGGGCCAAAAAGAAAUCCGUGUCCUCGGCCAAGUCCUCUUCUGCAGAACCGUCCCUGCUGGUCAGCUGGCUUACUCGCCUGAAACUGUUGACUCACUGAGCCUGCCUGGCCUGGACUGGACGCGCCCCGUGUCCCGCUACCAAGUGCCUUGCCCCCUCCAUUGACGGUCUGUUCUGAUUCUCACCCACAGUAUUAUGUAGUGAUCUUAGGCAAUUUUUGUUUUUGGAAAGUCGUAUACUGCCUUUCUCGGAAUUUGAAGUAAUUGGAUGGGAACAAAUCCAGAGGACAGAUGCCGCCUCUCUGAGGCUGAAGGAGAGAAAUGGGUGAAGUCUGCUUUUCAUGCUCCCUUAUAGGCGAACACGGAGACACACUCUACAUCGGAGCCUCGGCCAGCAGUUUAUGGUCACUAUGAGGAAGUGGGCCAUUGUUCUUUCUGGGGCCGGACUAAAAUCAGUGGCCCUUGUCAAACAGAUAUGUUGGUUUGUGGUCCAAUUUAUUCACCUGAAAAAGCCAGUGGAGAGAACAUUUUUGUUUUUAUUUUUCAAGCUACAUAGCAUUUGUAAGUGUGGCAGUUUUGACUGAGAUGUGGCAGGUGUUUGACGGCCUUACAAAGCAGAGGUUUCAGGGCAGGCUUGUUAACCCCCUUUCGUAACAAUCUCAGUGUAGGUCAGUUAAUACAGAAACACAUGAACACAUUUAGAUAGGGCUUAUUACACACAAGAAGUGUAUGGUUAUUUGUGAGGGGUGUCAUUGUUACUGUUAUGUGUUAAUGUCUUUAAGGGAAAAGAAGCGGUAAGAUUUGCUAACAGCCAAAGUUGUCAUUCAGAAAAGUGAAACGACAAUACCUAGGUUUAUGAGAGAUACAUCAGUUUGCGUUUUGGCCUGUUUAAUGCCUAUCUUCCAGAAAAGAACAGAGAGUCCUUCAAAAUCGGACCCAUUUUGCUAAUUAGAAAUCUCUUGGAAAGUCUCAUGGUCAUUAAUUUUCACCUAGCAUCGGGUAUUUUAGAAACAUGUCUCUGGUGGUCACUCUUGUUUAAACUGAAUGUAUGAUAUUUUGCUGGAUUGGAAAAGUACUAUCUUGUUAAUUUAAGUGUUUUAAAUAUAGUUGUAUAUUUUUCUUACUCUUA
Messenger RNA from Manis pentadactyla (Chinese pangolin), 4893 nucleotides. It is a transcript of the gene CNKSR3, whose product is annotated as CNKSR family member 3. Gene Ontology annotation, biological process: regulation of signal transduction. The coding region runs from base 2705 to 3865 and encodes 386 amino acids. Gene Ontology annotation, molecular function: protein binding. Gene Ontology annotation, cellular component: cytoplasm; membrane. The record is from RefSeq and is a predicted model, not a curated record. Lineage: Eukaryota; Metazoa; Chordata; Mammalia; Pholidota; Manidae. The transcript is spliced from 10 exons.